AAAAUAUCUGCCAUAGCCACCAAUUCAUACAAAUAUACACACAACACAAACACAAACACAAACAAAAACACCCCAUUCCUAGGAACAAGUUUUCAUUGAACAAAAAUGGAGUGCUAUGGUAGGCCAAACAGGAGUGACAUCCAUCUCUCAGCUGAGGAAGAAGCCACCAUAGAAGCAAAGACAAGAGAGUAUUUUGAUGAAAUGGCACCAAAGCGCCACACAAAGCCUCAACGAAGUGAGUAUUCUACUCAAUAUGUUGAUGCUUUCUCCAACAUCAAUUCCCACGAUUCUUCUACACCAGAAUUGCUACAAUUCCAACGCCUUGAGAAGGAUCCUCAAGAAAAGAAAUUGGUGUACAAUGGAAAUGAAGUUACAGAAGAAUUUGUAGAAACAGAGUAUUACAAAGAUCUCAACAGCGUGGACAAACACCAUCAUACGACUGGAACAGGGUUUAUCAAAGUAGAGAAAAGUGAAAAAAGCUUCCACAUAGAACCAGAUAGUGACACUGGCUGCCAUCACUCUUGCAAGUGCAAUCCUGCAACCAAUGAUUGGAUUCCUACUCCUUCCACUGAUGUUGGUUUCAAUUCAGACAAACCAAAGAGGAGUGACAACUGAAAAUGAAGGAGCUGCUGUUGUUUGCUCUGCAUGAGGAGUAUAAUGUUUGAACUUAAUUCUAUAUUUUAGGAUUCCAUGUGGUGUUUAAAGUUGGAAACCAGAUAAAUAUUUUUAAAAACAAGACUUGUGAUUUGGAUUUAAGUUAAAUAUGGUGCUAUUUGGCAUUUCAUGUUGUAUACAUUAUUUCCUAUGUUUAUGGAAACAUAAAUAUAAGUUUUAAAUUUCAUGCAAAUUAUUAUUGUAGGAAUGCAUUUUUUUCAUCUUAUGAUGAUAAAAAUAAGGUCAUUUCUUUAUGUGAAAAGUAAAAUUGAAACUGUGUUCCACUCAAUUUGAAUAAGCUUUCACAUAAGUUGUUAUAAGAAAAUUAAAUUAAAUUAUGCUUGGUAAUAUUAGUCAAAAACUUAUAAUUUAUAGCAAGUUGAUAUAAAGCUAUUUAGUAAAAUUAACUGAAAUAUAUUAAAUGACUAAAAAGAAUAUUUAUUAUUAUAUUAAAAUUAAAUAAAGAGAUAAAUUUAAAAUUUUGUACUUACAUUUAAUUUGUAAUUAUAAAUUAAAUAUUAUUUAAAAAAAUUUCAAAAGUUAGCUUUAAAAGCUGUAUAAACUCUUUCUAUUUUAAAGUUAUCAAAUAGUUUUACUAGUUUAUUAAAAAAAAAAAUAAUAAGCUCCUAAAUAAGUUAUAAGGUCACCUCACCAAAUAUAACUUUAAUAUAAAAAUAAAUAAAUAAGAGAACUUUUAAAAAUAUAAAAAAGUAUAAGCUAAUUUUAUAAAAAAAAAGUUUAAUUAAUUUUCAUGUUAUUUAUACUUGUUAAGAAAUUUGCAUUCAGUAGGAUUGUUAAACUACACUUCAUAAAAAAUCUGGAUACAAUAAAGCUUUCUAAUUGGCAAUAACACCAUGCUAAACUACUGCCAACACAACCUAUAGCAAUUGAUUUACAUAUAUAUUUUGAUGUCUAAUAUAAUUGUCAUGGAAUUGAAUUAUGGAACGGACUAUAACUUCUCAGGUGUAAAUAAUUGCCAUAAAAGAGUUGCAUAACCCAUUAUCAUUCUACUUAGUGUAUAAUUAACUAAUAAAAUUGUAGAGCAAAUAAUAUUAUAAUUUUUUACAUUUUGGUUAAAAGACCUAAAGUAGCAAAGUCUUGAAUCCAUAAAAAUAAGACUUGGUGUAAUUAUUGUAUUUAAAUAUUUUUUUUAUGUUGUUUAAGCAUAGACAGAUAUAAAAAAUAAAAGAAAAUCAUGAAAAAAAACAUUAAAAUAAUUCAUAUAAAUCACUAAAUGGAAAAUGUCCAAAAAAUAAAUAAAUCUAGCGAGUAACUAAUAAUCCUGGAAACCAUGAUACCUUAUUCCAAAAU
Abrus precatorius (Indian licorice) is the source of this 1965-nucleotide messenger RNA. RefSeq lists its product as uncharacterized. Bases 106 to 615 code for a protein of 169 amino acids. The record is from RefSeq and is a predicted model, not a curated record. The transcript has 4 exons. Lineage: Eukaryota; Viridiplantae; Streptophyta; Magnoliopsida; Fabales; Fabaceae.